This is a messenger RNA of Ramularia collo-cygni, 558 nucleotides long. RefSeq lists its product as uncharacterized. The record is from RefSeq and is a predicted model, not a curated record. The transcript is spliced from 2 exons. Lineage: Eukaryota; Fungi; Ascomycota; Dothideomycetes; Mycosphaerellales; Mycosphaerellaceae. The coding region runs from base 1 to 558 and encodes 185 amino acids.
AUGAGUAUGCCAGCAACUGAGAACUCCAAUGUCUUACCAGAUAAGACAGAGUUCAUGCAGCAUUACAUGUAUGAAGCUACGGACGUACCCGUCAGCCCUUGUAGUAUAUGCUGGGACGAUCCCGCGCAGACUCCCAUACGACUUCCUUGCAAGCACAUCUUUUGCAAAGAAUGUCUUGUGCUGUGGUUCGAGAAGUCGGACAAUUGUCCGAUGUGUCACGGUGGAGGACGAGUCUUUGAGCCGUAUCAUCGAAAGACUGCACACUACAUCAAAGCCUGGACGAUAUUGGCCUUCGCAAUCGUUCCCAUAAGUCUUGCCUCCCAGGCGGGAAAUAUGAUUCAGGAAAAACCUUGGAUCGGCAUCGCCUAUUCACCCGUCUCAUUCUGCUUCAUCACAGCGUCUGAGUUCAAGAUGGCAUAUGCGAGCAAAGGCCCAGAUUGGUGGCGAGACAUGAAGCUCACGAAUUACAUUCAAGGCAACACCAUGAGGCGAUGCUUCCCUCUCAUGUUGAUGUGCGUCGCUUUGGUUGGGCUUGUACCUAUUGCUAUUGCGGUGUAG